UCGACAGAGUGUACUCAGCCCUCUGUCGCAGUACCGUGUGCGCCUCCGCAGACCACCGUCUCCCCUCCUUCCCCGCCACGACUAAUGACGUGUCGAGCCAUUCGCUCAGCCCGUUGCAGCGAGCAGCUUACUACUCGCGAGGACGUUGUGUCCUCUCUUCUGGACUUGAGCAUGCUCCAGGCUCGUCAGGAGYGACUCAYCBUCCAUGUCGCUGCACUGCGUCGCCUUCUCGCCAUCCUCUCUGACCCUGAUCGCACCCUCCCGAUCAUCCCCGUACGACUCGGGACCUCCACGAGGGUGUACUCAGCGCUGUGGGAUUCCGGUUCUCAAGGCGACUUCAUUCACUCACGCGUGGUCAAGGAAGACCGCUUACCCACGACAGGGUCUCCAACUCCCAUCUCCGUUACCCUAGGGGAUGACAAAACCCAGCGCUUCUUCGAUCAGACGGUCACCGACCUCCCCUUCUUCCUCACUCUCGAGCCGACGGAGCGUUCCCCGGCGUCUCGUCGCCACCACUCCUCUGCACAUUUCGAUGUGAUGGAGAUGGGGUACGACUUCAUUCUCAGCACUCCGUGGUCUCAUCGGUUCCGCAGCACCAAGGCCGAUUGGGCGACCAACACUCUCGUUUUCAAAACGACGUGUGGACAGACGUAUCGCGUACCUUUCAUAGGUACCACGGCGACACCACGCCCCGAUCCUCCUCCCCUGGAGCCUUCAGUGCCCACACCAUCUCCCUCUAUCACUGUCACCUCGCCUCGGCAGUUCGCUCACUUCAUUCGACAGGACGAUGUCACCUUCUUUAUGAUGGACGUGACGGAUCUCUUAAACUAUGAUCCACCCUGUCCCGACGCCAAGCUCAUCCCUCUGGAGCCAGAUCCUCCCUCUAUCUCCAUGGCUCCCAUCUCUACUUUCGUCCCUCCGUCGUCCGUCGAGUCCACCCGCCCGUCACGCGCUGACGUUGACGCUGAGGAACUCGCACGAUAUACGGCUGACUUGGAGCCCGCAGUUCGUGACCUCAUCCGAGAGUACCACGACGUUUUCUCAUCGUCGUUCUCGUACGCYGRCAUCCCAYCGAUGCGUGACGUCGAGCACUCCAUUCAGCUCGUGCCUGACUAUCUCUUAGCGGGUGUGACACUCGUUGUCAUCGUCGCCUUCGCUCUUGAUUGCCAUCGCCAGAAAAAAACCAUGAGGAAGAGGAAAAAGCUCUGUGGGUUAACCGAAACCGAAGUGACGUCACUUCUUCAGAGGUACUCUGCUGGGACGCUUCUGGGAUUGCUCCGAGAAAUUGCACGAAGCGAUGGCACUGAAAUCAGUUGGGAGCAAAUCCAGAAACGGGGAGUUCCAGGGCUCACAAGUCCUCGAGAGUGUCAAGAUUUAUGGCGAUUCCUUGCAUACCGCACGCCAUUGCAGGACGAAUAUGAAGAUAAUGCACAGGCAUUGGAUGAGGGAAGCGACUUGGAGGAUUUUGAACCCGUGCCAGGAAGUGUACCAGAUACAGAGGCAAUUGCUGCUGAGGUGUCUGCCUUUGUUAAGGUAGCAUCGGCAUCCCAGGAAACUCAACAAGUCAGCAGAGUAGCACCAGGUAGCAUGGCAGUCUUGCAGCAUUCAGGUGAGAUGGUACACAAGCUCGUGGUCGCCGAUGCGAAGGUGUUGUCGAGCAACAAAAAGACGCAGUACCUCCUGAAGAACUAUAGGCAAUUGCAUGGCAUUCCGGAAGAGGGGGCGAUUGCUGUGAUGGAGACUCGGGAGGUGGAGCCGCUCAUUUGCGGGUACGAGGAGCAGCAACCGCCAACUACUGCGGGGAUGGCACCCCGAGAAACAGCUUCCCGAAGAGAGUCGGUCGUCGCUGAUGACGAGGGGCUUGUGGAAGCACGGUGGACGGGGAUGCGUUGGUCCACUGCAAAGUCGAAGUCGAAAGCGGACCUGGUGUACUUCACCUUGAGGAGAGACGGCUGGUGGAUGGAAUUGAAGAAGGUGGUCGAUGUGAUGGAACCGUUGUACAACAUUCUGAGGAGGAUGGAUCGGGAUGGAACAUCGCCAACAAACCUCGUCGAAUACGACGACCUGAUUGAAAGGAAACUGGCUCACGUGGUUCUCACUGAGGAGCAGCGGGCGAGCGUCAUGGACAAAGCCAGAGAUCGGGUGAAGAUGAUGAGGCAACCAAACGCGAUGCGUUACCUGCAGAGACAGGUUGGAGGUGCUUGGAAAGGGCCAGACCACCUUGAUGUUUUAAGUGACCUGCACGAGUUUCACAAGGAGCCCACGCUGAACGGGCCCAAAAGAAAGGACAAGAAGAUGUGGGAGCCCGAUGCGAAGGCUGAUUGCGAGAAGCUCACACCGGCAGAGUGGUGGGCGACUUAUGGUGGCGAUGUCCCCGACUUGCAGGCCAUUGCCAUCAAAGUGAUGGGCAUGUGGAGUACAACAACCUUGACUGAGAGGAAUUGGUCAUCCAUGGACUUCGUGCAUUCCAAAAGGAGGAACAACUUGAAGUCCGAAACAUUGGAGAAGCUGGUGUACAUCCGUUGGAACAUGCAACUACUGCGUGCUGCCAACAACAGAGGUGCCAACGGCGAGGGCUACGUUGAUCUGUGGAGUUCAUUCUUCGAGGCUAUUCCGGAGCCAGACGAGAACGAUGUAUCUAUCUUGAAGGGCCCCGAGGACGCAACUGAGAAGACGGAUGAGGAGUUGGUGCGGCAAAGUGGCUUCGUGAAGACACCGAAGGGAAGGAUUCCAAAGAAGCUCGAGGACGAAGAGGACGAGGGCACCGACAACAGUGACUUGGAUGACGAGUUAUGGAAGGGGAAGUGUCGAUUGUCGGAUGAGACGAGCGGCGCGGAGGAGGAGGAUGAUGAAAGUGAUUCCGAUUUGAGCUGGGAGCCCAACCAUCGGUCCGGGGCACUACUUAUGUCGGUAGGAGAGAAGCUGCAGGGCGUCGGAGGGAGAAGCAGACCGUGUGGUCCGGUUGAUGAAGAUGAGGCGGAGGCCGAUCGUGCAAAGGCAUUAGCAGAUCGCGAUAGAGAUGCCGUCCAAAAACAGAUCAUGGAAGAGGAUGCCCAACGUGCAGCAAUCCCAACCCGGAGGGAGAUUGAGAGACGCAAGAAGAAGGUUGGGGAGAAGGAACCGGAGACGCGUCGGCCAUUGGACGUUGUGCAAGAGCGAGAAGAGGAAGAGCAACAGCAAAGUGGAGCGGUUUUGAAGGUGGCGGACGUCGCACUCCAAGAAAAGGGGGACGACAGGGUGCAGCCAAAAAAGGCGGAGCAGGGGGACCAGCAAGAGGCGGAGCACCACAAAGAGGUGGAGGAGAAGGACCAGCAAGAAGACAAGGACGACAUGGAGCAGCAACAAGAGGCGGAGAUGGAGCACGAAGAAGAGGAGGAGGAGAUGGAGCAUGAAGAGGACGAGGAGGGGAUGGAGAGUCAAGGAGUGGAGGAGGCCAUGGAACAGCAUGAAGAAGCGGAGGGCAUGGAUCAACAGGACAUGCAGCGCAACGUGGAUGACCGGUUGUGUCCACACAGUCUGUCAAGAAAACACCCGGCUGUCCAACAUGACAACCUGUGGGUGAGCAGGGUGGGGAGGAAGAGAAAGGAACCGGUGGAGGAUGCUGCUGCGAAGCCUAAGCAUAUGGAGAGGGCAGGAAUCAAGAUCUCCCUUGGAAAUGCAACUGGGCCAUUGUACUCAACAAAGUUUUCAUCCACAGGUGCUGCUGGGACGAAGCGGAAGGCAGACACCUCUGCUCAGGGGCCAAGACAGAAGAAAGGUGCACGGCAAUCAAGCAUGCUAUGUCCUUUAACUGGCGAAGGAGUGCAGCUUAUCGUGAGCAUCAUGCUGCGCGGCUCCUGCUUCCUGCAUGAAGGUUUUGGCCAUGUUGCAGACUUCUUCCAUCUGGAAUGAGAUCAAAAUGAAAUCAAAACGACACG
Chara braunii is the source of this 3917-nucleotide messenger RNA. Lineage: Eukaryota; Viridiplantae; Streptophyta; Charophyceae; Charales; Characeae. The record is from the annotation of a GenBank genome assembly.